GUACCAGCAUACUGCCACAUCACGAACACAAUAUACAUUGCAUCGAGUAUUAAAGUGCUUCAAUAUGCGUUAUUACGAAAGUUAUGUCACGGGCUUAUAUUUGGCCACAAAAGUGAUGUAUGUAAGCAACAUAUUAACAAACUUGAUAUUAGUAAAUAAAUUCUUGGAGACUGAUGAAUAUUCCAUCUAUGGCCUUGGAGUGCUGCGCGAUCUCCUCUUUGGUCGCUCGUGGAUGGAGUCCGGUAAUUUUCCACGCGUUACAUUAUGCGAUUUUGAAGUGCGUGUUCUUGGCAAUAAUCAACGACAUUCUGUACAGUGUGUCCUUGUAAUAAAUAUAUUCAACGAGAAGAUAUUUAUUUUAAUUUGGUUGUGGUUUUCGAUGUUAUUUGUUGCUGCCACAUUGGACGCUUUGUACUGGUUCAGUAUUUCGCUGUUUCACAGGUACGCUUUUCAGUCACCUGACAAUUUAGCUAGACACAGAGCUCACAGCUAAAG
Molecule: messenger RNA, 495 nt
Organism: Gongylonema pulchrum
Lineage: Eukaryota; Metazoa; Nematoda; Chromadorea; Rhabditida; Gongylonematidae
Source: the annotation of a GenBank genome assembly